Messenger RNA from Arabidopsis thaliana (thale cress), 801 nucleotides. Its product is annotated as Putative endonuclease or glycosyl hydrolase. Gene Ontology annotation, cellular component: peroxisome. Gene Ontology annotation, molecular function: RNA nuclease activity. The transcript is spliced from 3 exons. Lineage: Eukaryota; Viridiplantae; Streptophyta; Magnoliopsida; Brassicales; Brassicaceae. Gene Ontology annotation, biological process: regulation of gene expression. Bases 56 to 556 code for a protein of 166 amino acids. The record is from RefSeq and is marked reviewed.
GCUCUUCCACCGCCGCAGAUCUAAAACCCUGAUUUCUCGGGUGUUGGUCGAAACCAUGACCACUGAGGAAGAGGAUAAGGUAGUCGUCUUCUGGGACGUCGUAGAAUGCCCACUCCCUGAUGAUCUCGAGCCUUCUGAGGUUUCUGAGAAUAUCGAAUCAGCUCUAGAUAGACAGGGUUAUCUUCCUUGUAAUGUGUCAAUCAGGGUUUACGGUAAGAAGAAUCAUGAGUUCAAGGAUGAGUUUCUCCUCGCUAAUAUCAUGUUCGUACCCGCAGGAGAUGCAAAUGCGAGAUAUAAUAGGAUGGUGAAGGAUAUUGAUAAAUGGGCAUUGGACAAUGAUGAAUCAGAUUUGAUGGUGAUCUCACGAGUCAACUCGAAGUUCGCCACUUAUCUCGCAGAUUGGAAAGCCAAAGACUUGUACAUUUUCGGAGCAGAGCCAGAAAAAGCACCAGGGAAAUGUAGCAACUGCAAAGUUACGAGUUUGGACGAGCUUUUCACUCAACAAUGGGUUUGGGAAAGCCUAUCACUUGGAGGAGACCCUAUCACCCGAGCUUAGUUAGUUAUUCAUCGUUUCAAUCGAUUGUGAAUUCUACUUGACAUUACCGACUCGAAAUUGGAUUGUUUUAACAUUUUCGUAUCUUCUCAUUAAUCAAAAGGGUGAAUCUUGUUAUAGUUCUUAACGUUUUCUGUGUUAAAAUUAAAAGUUUGUUGCUCCUUUGAAUGCAUUUGCUGCUCUUAAACUCACUCCUUUGCAUGAAUAUUGAUUAAUCUUAUAAUAAAACUGAAUAUGAUACUUGUGGG